CUGAAUUUAGGCACAAGUAAAUGUCUACAACAAGUGAUUUGUCAAGCGGUCAUCCGUUAUGUAAGUGUGGAAUUCCUGCACGUCUAAGGUACUCUUGGACCACAUCCAAUCCCGCUAAAAAGUGGUAUGGAUGUAAUAACUACAAGAAAGCCGGUGAUUGUGAUUUUUUUGAAUGGGCUGAUAAGAAGAUGUCUGCAUACGAGAAGGGAUUAGCGCAAUAUCUGAAAGAGAUGGAGGAGAGAAGACAAGCUGACAAUGACAAAGUUGAGGAAUUAAUUGAAAAAAAAUGCAAGGAACAAUUAGUGCAACAUUUGAAAGAAAUGGAGGAGAAAGUUGAGGAAUUGAUUGAAAAAAAAUGUAAGGAACUAUUAGCGCAACGUAACGAGAAGAUGUUUCGUGUUUUGUUGUUAGUUGUCAUUUUGCUGUUUCACAAUUCACAGUCUGGCACGAUAAAAACAGAAAAGUAUGGGCCAUUAGGUGCAUAG
This is a messenger RNA of Alnus glutinosa, 485 nucleotides long. RefSeq lists its product as uncharacterized. The transcript has 3 exons. NCBI's taxonomy places the organism in Eukaryota, Viridiplantae, Streptophyta, Magnoliopsida, Fagales, Betulaceae. Gene Ontology annotation, molecular function: zinc ion binding. The record is from RefSeq and is a predicted model, not a curated record. Bases 21 to 485 code for a protein of 154 amino acids.